GAUUGGUUAACUGGAUAUAUAAAAAUGGUUCACAAUSAAUAAUCCCMCACAAGAUCGUUMGUGACAARGAUCUUGAACAUYUCCAACAGCAGCAAGUUAGUAUUUGUUUUUCAAUUAUAUUGUUUUGGGAGUACUCUCAACACUUGUGGACUAUACAAUGUUGCUGAAAUACGUUUUCUCAUGUUUUGUAUUAUACCGGAUGGCAUGCGGUUGUCAGUUUGAUUAAACGUGAAUUGACAAUCGGAUACAAAAACACUAUUUCCAUAGCUCUUUCUAAUGAACGUUUUUAUAUCUCCAAUUUAUUUCUCAUGCUGCAUUAAAUCAAGUGUUUCACUAUAGAACUUUUUUGGGUGUCACUCCCAGAAAUAAMCGUACAGGAGACACCAUCGCUUUGAAUAGUAUAAUUUAGUAAGGACUGCGGUCAAUUUCAAAAUAACCUACUAAUGGUUUCGUGGGAGAUAGGACUCCAUUUCCUGUCCUUUGAAAUACUUUUCUAACACAAGCACAAUACAAGAGUUUCAUUGAAUAACCAACAAGUGACUACUUGGCUGAUAAGACGAUUGAUUUGUUUAAGUAACGUGUGUCAUAGUUAAUAUGUAAUAUUGUGCUGCCGUCUUGUGAAUAGCAAUGACAUACUGAUCGACAUUGGCGCCAUUCAGGUAAUUGUUAACAAAAUGCUAGGAAUCCAUUUGUUUUCAUGGGGUUUUCAUAUUUUUAAUCAAUAUACUGACAUGAAGCUGUGCCUGAAUGCACAAAGCACGCAAACACUUCAGAGGAUCACUUCUUCCUACUAUGCAGAACUUUGUCGAUAAAAGACGCAAUUUCUUCAACUACGCAGGAAUUGUUGGCAGCGGCGAUUUCGAGAGGCCUCACUGACACCGAAAACCAGAAGACGAUCUGGACCAAAAUGGCAACUUUCAAAAUAAUUUGUUUGGUGGCGAGCGUUCAUUUAACUGAAUCCAUCUUUUUGCCAUACUGGAAAGGAAAAAAUCAUACCUCCAACUCUUUUCACAUUCCACUGGAUGCCAUGGUUAUGGGCAAUGCCAAACCUAAAAAGCACAACGCAACACAUGAUCAAUUUUCACUAGAUGAAAGGUGUUCGUCAGGGAAGCCAUUAUCAAUAGCUUGGCAUCCUUAUGCACCAUACGUAAUGAUGUACCAAUCCAAUUACAACAAUAAGGCUGGCUUUACUGUUACUGGCAUGUUUCCUGGAAUCUUGACACAGAUAUUGAAAUCCUGCUGUCAUUCAAACACAACAGUCCAAUUUGGUAAACUUCUUCGGUCAGUUAGACAUGGGGAGGAGUCAUUUACCGAGAAUAAUUUUGAUAUAACAUUUCCUCUCUUUGGUUACGAUGGUUUCAGAAACUCUUUCAGGGAUCAUGCUUUCUUGCCAUUGGUGCGUGUACCAGGUGUAAUUCUACUGGUUCACGACCAUCAGUCAUCAACACGUACACACUUCUUGGUAACGACCAUAAUAAGUGCUUGGCCCAUGUUGGUAUUUAUUCUAGUAACAGCGUCUCUGUCAGGAAUUAUCAUUUGGUUUCUGGACCACAGUCAGAAUCCAAAAGAAUUUCCGCCACCGUUUCUCAGAGGAACGUGGGAAGGAUUUUGGUGGGCGCUGGUUACUAUGACCACCGUUGGAUACGGUGAUCGCUCACCCAAGUCUGCUCUAGGGCGAGUGUUUUGUAUUGUUUGGAUUUUAACCGGUGUAAUUAUUGUGUCUAUAUUCACUGCCCUCGUCACAGCGUCACUAUCAGCCAGUACUUAUCCGAAUUUCAAAAUUCACGGCUCUAAGAUUGGAGCUGUUAAUGGUAGCGAGGAAUUUCGUUUGGGAGUGAGCAUGAAUGCUGAUAUGAAAGUGUAUUCCAAUGUCAUGCAAAUCACUAAAGAUCUUCUUACAAAUGACAUCGAUGGUGCCCUGGUAGAUAACUACGUCAUUACACACUUUUUAAAGUUCAUAAGAGAUAAACCAAUCAGAGUGGACAAGUAUAUCGAACAUCCAAUCAUAUUUGGUACUGUUCUUGCAAAGAACUCUUCUCACUUAGAAAACUGUAUGMGGCAGUACAUAGCUGACUACCCACAUGAAAUCUUCGAGAGUAUUGCUGAGCAUCUUACUCCAUUAAAGAAUCCAACUGAUGACGUCAGCCAGCAACUUAAAGCAGCGGAAGCCCUCUUUUAUCAGGAAUGGACAUUUACUCGUAUUAUGUACGCUGGACUCGGCACCGUUGGAGUGCUAUUUGUGGCGGGAAUGAUUUGGGAGUUUGCAUUCAGACGACGACUAAACUACAAGCUGCCAUUUGGACCCAAAGUCCAUUUUAGUUCAACUGAUGAAUCUGCAAAAUUACAGAUGGCUGACAAUGCAACUGCAUCACAGAUGGACAAGCUAGAAGACUUGAUUAGUCAAUAUCAAAUGUUUCAUGAUACUUGGAUUGAAAACCUGAAAGGUCUUAGAGACCAAAAUAAUGGCAACAAAUUCAAUUUUAAUGCUACUGAAUAAGCUGAAAUAUACUUUCCUGGUAAUGAGUAGUUUAUCAUAUAUAUGAUUCUGUAUCCAGGAUUCAUCAUUAAGGAAAAGGGAGGGUUCCUUACAUACAAACGUCUUAUUAGUACACUACUUUUUAGAGCAAUGAUUGUUAUUUGGYGAACACAUUUAUUACAACUGUUAAACUUGCACCGUACAAAAUAUGGUAAUAACUUAGAUGUURUGUGUCACGCGGUCUACAUAGAGUGAAGUAAACAAAAACCGUGAAAUAAAUAUUACACUAAUACACCUUA
Molecule: messenger RNA, 2775 nt
Organism: Exaiptasia diaphana
Lineage: Eukaryota; Metazoa; Cnidaria; Anthozoa; Actiniaria; Aiptasiidae
Exons: 11
Coding region: 908-2497 (529 amino acids)
Biological process (GO): potassium ion transmembrane transport
Cellular component (GO): membrane; voltage-gated potassium channel complex
Molecular function (GO): ligand-gated monoatomic ion channel activity; delayed rectifier potassium channel activity
Source: RefSeq, a predicted model, not a curated record